Hordeum vulgare subsp. vulgare (domesticated barley) is the source of this 2122-nucleotide messenger RNA. Its product is annotated as probable E3 ubiquitin-protein ligase ARI5. Gene Ontology annotation, cellular component: cytoplasm; ubiquitin ligase complex. The record is from RefSeq and is a predicted model, not a curated record. Gene Ontology annotation, biological process: positive regulation of proteasomal ubiquitin-dependent protein catabolic process; ubiquitin-dependent protein catabolic process; protein polyubiquitination. The transcript is spliced from 15 exons. NCBI's taxonomy places the organism in Eukaryota, Viridiplantae, Streptophyta, Magnoliopsida, Poales, Poaceae. Gene Ontology annotation, molecular function: zinc ion binding; ubiquitin conjugating enzyme binding; ubiquitin protein ligase activity. The coding region runs from base 103 to 1779 and encodes 558 amino acids.
UCCAACCCCCCUCCGUCCAUUCCUCGUCCCCUCUGCUCCCUCACUUCCCACCCCCCCAAAACCCAAAUCUUUCCCCCCUCCGAUCGCCCCCCGCCGGCCGCGAUGGACUCCGACGACGAGCCCUGGGGAGGGAGCGACUCCGACCCCGUCGUCGUCGGGGACUACUACCACGACCGCAGCGACGGGGACAGCGGCGGCGGCGAGGAGGAGGAGGAGGGAUCCGACUGCGCCGGCGACGACUACGAGGUCCACGAUGAGGUCGCCUCGCUGCGCGAGAAGAGAUAUGUUGUGUUAUCUGAAAAUGACAUACGUGAGCGGCAAGAGGAAGCCAUAAGACGGGUAUCUUCAAUAUUUUCAAUUCCAAGAGAAUCAGCAUCCAUCCUCCUUCGACAAUACAAAUGGAAUAUUAGCAAGUUGAGUGACGAGUGGUUCGCAGAUGAAGAACGUGUCCGUCAUUUUGUUGGCUUGCCUACAAAUGGGGUUGUUCUUCCUGACUGCCAGGAGCUAACUUGUGGAAUAUGUUUUGAAGGAUAUUCCACAAGUGCACUGAGCUCUGCUGGUUGUGUUCACCUCUACUGCCAUGAAUGUUGGGAAGGGUAUAUUAGUGCUUCAAUAAAUGAUGGUCCAGGAUGUUUGUCACUGCGGUGCCCUGAGCCUUCUUGUACUGCCAUGGUUCUUGAAGAAACCAUUAAUAGAUUUGCUAAAGCUGAGGAGAAGGUGAAGUACAAACAAUUUUUAUCAUGCUCAUACAUUGAAGAUAACAGGAAGAUAAAAUGGUGUCCAGCUCCUGAUUGUACUCGUGCAUUGGAGUUUCUUGGUGACGAGAACUAUGAUGUCUCAUGCAUGUGCAAAUUCAGCUUCUGCUGGAAUUGUACAGAGGAAACUCAUCGACCAGUUAGCUGUGAGACUGUCUCAAAGUGGAUAUUAAAGAACAGUGCAGAAUCUGAGAACGUGAAUUGGAUAAUAGCUAAUUCAAAGCCCUGCCCUAAAUGCAAACGACCAAUAGAGAAGAAUCAUGGUUGCAUGCAUAUGACGUGCCGUCCUCCUUGCAAAUUUCAGUUUUGCUGGUUAUGUCUAGGUGACUGGUCAGAACAUGGAAGUAGGACCACUGGUGGCAAUUAUGCUUGCAAUCGUUAUGAAGCAGACAAGAAGAAAGGCAUAUAUGAUGAAGCUGAAGCAGAGAGAGAACGGGCUAAAAACUCACUUGUGAGAUACUCGCAUUAUUAUGAGCGCUGGGCAUCCAAUCAGAAGUCGAGGCAGAAGGCACAAGGAGAUCUGCAAAAGUUCGAAAGUGAACUUGUGAAGUUCAGUGACUUUCUUGGAAUACCAGAGUCUCAACUAAAGUUCAUACCUGAAGCUUGGUCACAGAUCGUAGAAUGCAGACAAGUGCUGCAAUGGACAUAUGCUUAUGGGUAUUAUCUUGAUGAUAAAGCCAAGAAUGAUUUUUUUGUGUACCUCCAAGGUGAAGCCGAGUCUGGUUUGGAGCGCCUACAUAAAUGUGCGGAGAAGGAGAUCCAUGCAAUUUUACCUAAAGCUUUUGAAACUGAACCUCUUACUUCAUCACAAGACUUUAAUGAAUUUCGUGCGAAACUUGCUGGUCUAACAAGCGUAACCCGCAACUACUUUGAGAACCUUGUUCGAGCACUGGAAGCAGGGCUGGAGGAUGUCCGUGUUACAGGACAGUCGACUUCGAAGAGGAAAGCCCGUGCCACCCCCAAGAAGAAACCAUUCGCCAGAGGCAAGUCGGGCAGGAAUAAGAAGGCGAGAACAACCUCUUAACGUUCAGGUGGUGGCUGGCCCUGCGAGCGCUGCUGCGCCUUUAGCCGACCCAUCUUCGCGGAUAUCUGCGAUGGUCCGGGGGUAACGGUAGGCAUAGGGGUAGGGGCAAUGCAAUGGCCCCUGGCCAGAAUUUGUAUAGUGAGUCUGGAUGCUUGUUCGGCCCAGGCAUUCUGGUGCCAUGGAUGUGAACCGCUGUACAGGUAGCAAAGGAUGCAAUCCUGCCAUUUAGCUGGAUAUAUGGAGUACUCGUUUCUUGUUUUCUUGUAUGGUGUCUAAUUCGACAGUACUGAUACGGUUUUGGAUUGUGAUAUGGUCGUAAAUAUGAAAGGAGGUAUAGAGUGAA